Messenger RNA from Fibroporia radiculosa, 3417 nucleotides. RefSeq lists its product as uncharacterized. The transcript has 13 exons. Gene Ontology annotation, molecular function: ATP binding; protein kinase activity. The record is from RefSeq and is a predicted model, not a curated record. Gene Ontology annotation, biological process: cell surface receptor signaling pathway; protein phosphorylation. NCBI's taxonomy places the organism in Eukaryota, Fungi, Basidiomycota, Agaricomycetes, Polyporales, Fibroporiaceae. Bases 1 to 3417 code for a protein of 1138 amino acids.
AUGAGCUUCAAGACUCCCACUGGGAAGACGACCUCACGUCUUUCUUCGGACUCGACGACGACGCUCAUUAACUCUCCCGCCCUCCCCCUCGUCGAUGUCGUCGAUUCCGACGGAGAUGCAAAGGCCCCCAAGCCGAGCUUCAUCCACGGAGCUCGUCCUCGAGGUCAUUCCACUUCGACGAUUCGCCCAGAACCCUCAGAGUCCGCCCUUCCUAUGUCUCGGGUGACCUCCAACCCUCUCCCCCAAUCAGGUCUCUCGUCCCUCGCUGCAUCGUUCACUGCUGAGGCACGGCCGGCGACCCGCAGCCGUGCGUCGUCCCGAGUGGCUGAGGCGGCGAUCAAUGUCCUCGGCAUAGCUGGUGAUGUUACGCACGAGACGUUACUGGUAUCUUCGGAGUUGCUUAAGUUCGCACCCAUACCUGGAUUAGCUCUCGCAGCAAAGCUAUUGCUCGAAAUAUGGGACUCCCUGCAGCAAGUAGAUGUGAAUCGUGUUACCUGUAUGCGGCUGACGGAACGCUGUGCAACAAUUCUAUAUUCGGUUAGAGAGGAUGUUGCUGAGGCGGGAGAUGAGGUCGGGGAUGAGCUAUUACAUCCCAUCGAACGGCUUGUCGAGACAUUCACCCAAGUUCACCUAUUUUUGCAGACGCAGAAUCAUAGGCCAUUCCUCAAGCGGUACCUGAGGCGCGAUGAAAUACAGAGGUCGAUUCAAAUGUGUGACAACAGUUUGACCGACGCCCUCAGCAUGUUCAGUUUCGGCAUCCAGAUUCGGAUCUUGAAACAAGUACUGAAAGCGGAAGAGCAGAGGCAAACAGAUACUGCCGCGUUGUUGGAGAGGCUGGUACAGAACACACCCCCACAUCAGGCUUCGCCCUUGAACGCCUUGUUGUUGACCGGAACCGAGCCGGACGCCACGCCUGUAACCUCGGUCGAUCAGCUGAUGGGAGCGACACCAGAGCAGAUCCGCUCGACGCUGCGCACCAUCAACGCACGGCAGACGGAACUCGACCUUGUCCAAGAUACGGCCGAGCUCCGGCAGCUUAUGCGAGCGGCGCUGUCAACCAACAACGACGGAGAGAUGAUUCGGGUGUUGCAGGUCGGGCGUGACGAGAUGCCAGAGGCAAUCAAGGCGCUCCAACGAGCACUGGAGAACGAACUUGAACGUGACUCGAUAGUGGCGGUGGAGCAAGAGGAGACGGUGGUCGCUUCGGUCAGCGCUGCAAGUACGUCGGUCGAGACGGGGAAAGAUGGCUCGGGCCUCUCGCGGUCGAAGACAGUCGCCAGUGUCGAGAGCCACAAGACGACACACAGCGUCGCAUCGAGGAGGCCUCGGGAUACGCUUGACCGCGAGUUUAUCGAGACAGGGAUCGACGCGCUGCGAAGGCUCAGUAGCGUGGAAGUUCCCCUUCCGAGUUGGACUAUCACGCGCUAUGAGGUGGACCGCGAGGAGAAGAUCGGCAUCGGGUUUUUCUCCGACGUUUACAAGGGCACAUGGAGGGAGCAUACCGUGGCCAUCAAAGUUCUCGCAGAGACUACGCCGCGACAGCUGUUCAUCCAUGAGGCGACCAUCUGGAAAGAGCUUCAGCAUCCUAAUGUCCUCGAAUUACUCGGCGCGUCAUCAGCAUCAAGUGAUCCUCCCUGGUUCUUCGUGAGCCCAUACUACAAGAACGGCAGUAUGGUGACUUAUCUCAAGGGACUACCAAGUCUGGACUCGGUGGAUCCGCUCAAGAUGGUGCACGAGGUCGCGAAGGGCAUGGCAUAUCUGCAUGGAAAGGGCGUGCUUCACUCGGAUCUCAAGGGUACGAACAUCCUGGUUGACGAUCGAGGACACUGCGUGAUCUCGGACUUUGGCCAGAGCGAGAUGAAGUCGGAAGUUUACCGAAUGAGCGGAACACCUCUUCCCCAUGGAACUCUCCGGUGGCAGGCGCCCGAGCUGAUGGCAGGCGAGAGCAAGAUGACGCAGCAAAUGGACGUGUAUGCGUUUGCGAUGUGCUGCAUCGAGGUCAUCACCAAGGGUGCGCUGCCUUGGCAGCUUGCAGAUGACGAUGCAGUGCGCCAUUUUGUCCUCAAGGAGAACAUGAGGCCCCAGAUUCCACUCAUUCCGCGCAAGUGGAUUCCACAGCUCGCCGAGAUCAUCAACGCAUGUUGGGACCGCCACCCGGCGGCCCGACCAUCGUUCGCCAAGGUCGUCAAAGACCUCGAGCAGCUCCGCCUGCGCUUCGAUUCGAACAUGAGAGAUUCACCUCUCCAGAAGCUCCCACAAGAACUGGAUGAUCAUAUUUCUAGCAGGAAAUCGCCAGAUAUGCACCCAGUCAACCUGCCCUUCUUGCCACCGGAUACGGAUGUCACCAUCGUUGACGAGCCGUCGCUCUCCUCUGACAACUCGUAUGAGACCGCUCAAGGGGAUAUUUCCUCCCCGCCUUCUUACGAACAUGUUCAUGGCCAUGAACCCGAGGCGUCGGACCCGUUCUCGCAAUUUACUUACGGUACGACCAGAAGCAGUAGUCGCUCCUCGUCAAUGUGCGAGGACACUCCGGACUCACGUUCUGACGCCGGCGUCAUGCUCGAUCCCCCUGGAUAUCAAUCGCCGCCUCCUGCAGAUGCGCGAGAUGCUCAGAUCCGUAACGAGAGGCGGUAUAGGAUGUUAUUGCAGCAUGAAUUCCAUCCUUCGCUGACAUUGCCGUUAUGGACUCCAGAACAUGUUCCCCUAGGCGCAGUCGGUUAUCUCAGCAAGCCAGACGGGCGGUUCGUGAUUCUUUUCAACGCAUUCAAGCCCUUCGAAACAUCCAACGGCGUGGCCGCGAACAUGGCCUCGCUCGAAGGAUUUGGGCGCAUCUCGACCGGAAGCCAGCGUCAGGAUAAGCGCAGCGUUACGCAGCGAGGCAUGGACAUGCUCCAGUCUUGGAUCAAUUCAAAGAGCAGCCCUUCCUCGAAUGUUAGUCGUCGCUAUUCGUCCCCCCUGCGCGCUGGCCACAAGGCCGCACAUCUCUUCACCGAGUCGACCGUGUAUCGCUAUGUGGAAGACCUCGCCUCACCCAAGCGUUGGUUUAAAGCGAAUGUGGAUAUGAUACUGGAGCUAUAUGGAAAACAGCACCAACUUGCUCGGGACGACUUGUAUUUGGUCAUUGGGACACUCGAGGCGCAGGAUUAUGCUCUCCACGUGAGCCAUAACCAUCCUGACGAGCAGUUGAAUUUCAACGUCCACGCGGCUGCACGAGCUGGCCAGCCUUGGGGCCACUUCACCACGACCACUGACCUGGCCUCAUCCCUAAUCGGCGGGCCCGUUUACUCUGAUGAGCCUGCCACUGACGCAUCCUACGCUGAGAAAGUCUCUACCGUCGGGCGCGGUGGGAAGUGGGAUUCGGUGCUGAUCGCGAGGCUCCGGUUCAAAACUGACAGUUCUGAGCCUACCUCCCUCUGA